Messenger RNA from Symbiodinium sp. CCMP2456, 7086 nucleotides. The record is from the annotation of a GenBank genome assembly. Lineage: Eukaryota; Dinophyceae; Suessiales; Symbiodiniaceae.
AUGUCAUGGAGGAUGGGCCACGAGGUGACGCCGCUUGGGGCAGCCAUGCGGCGGAGGUCUCCCCGGCCGGGAGGGUUUCAAGCCCAGGCCAGAGAUGCGACGCCAAGCUUGGAGACGCCGGCAGGUCAGAGCCUGGAUGACAUGAUCGAGGAGAUCCGACGGCUUCGAGCGAAUGUUCUGCCACGAGGUCUCCAUCCCGAAGUUCUGCAAAGCGAUGCCAUGGAGGAGGAUUGGCGCCAAAGUAGCCCGCUAUCAUCUUCUCCAGGCCGACGGCUGCCAGAUCUGUCAACCAGCAAAUGGCUGACACCUUCGCCGCCUAGCGCUAGCGCCCCCAGCAGAGGGCCGCGUCCUCCGACGGAACCACUCGUGGCCGAGGUGGCGCGGCCGUUCCGAGCCAGCUCGCCCCUGCGGCUAACGCUCUGGGAGGAGAGGCAGCUUCAACGCUGCCUCCGUGCCUGGUCGGGGAUCACGACCUCUUUGGUGCCCGCCAAAGAGCUAGCUCCUGCUUUUAAGGGAGCCGAAGGACCUGCACCACCGCCGCCAGCGCAGACGCGUCUCGAUCGAGUGUGGCACGCCUGGCGACGACUGGUGGCCUCAGACCGCGCGGGCGAGAUCGAGCUGUCGGUCCAACUCCUCCGUGAGCAGAUGGCCCGGACACAGCGAGGGAGCCUCGAGCACUGGCGGCGCUGGGCAGAGCGCGCUCCGGGAAGGAAUGAUCGCCGACGAUUUCGUGACUGUCGGCGGCGUUUGGCAAUUCACCGCUGGCGCCGGCGGUGUCUGGAGAGGCAGCAGCGAUGGGCGCUUGCUGACCAGGCGAGUGCGCUCCUCCGCGUCCGUGUUCUCCGCCGGGCCCUCCGCAGCCUCGCCAAGGGCCUCGGCGGGAGCCGCGCCAAAGAUGAGGACACUCGACGCAAGAAGCGAUUGUCACUGGAGAACGCGCAGCUUCGUCGCCAGCUGAGCUCAGGAUUUCACUGGUGGUUGAGUUCUGCCAGCGGAUCUCGGCGGGAAGCGGCAGCUUGCGUGGCGUUGCGGCGCUUCGCUGCGCGACGGGCGCUGUACAGGUUGCAGUCGAACCUUCGAGACAGCAAGGAGAUGCAGCUCGCAGAGACCCUGGGUCAGAUGCAGGCGAAGGGCUCCACCCGACGAAGGGCGAUUCGGAGGUGGUCACGCUGGUGCCGCAAGCGUCAGCAGAGGCGCCUGCUACUGCGAGGACACCUCCAGAACUACAGCAGGCCACGAUCCCUUCGCCGCUGCUUUCUUGGUUGGGCUUCACACGCGCGGGAAGAGCAGAGGAACCAAGUCACGCUUCAGAAGGCACAGAUCAUUCUGGACUUGUCCCUCAAGAGCCGCACCUUCCACAGCUGGUGGGGUCGGUGGCAAUUGGUCUGCAAGGGCGUCCUCUUGCUACGAGGCCUUGGCCGCGGUCUGGAGUCAGAGCUGCUGCGCGGGUUCCUGGCGGAGUGGCGGGCUUCCCUUCAGCGUCUCCGGCAGGAGCGCGUGGUUCUGCACGGGCUCUUCGAAAGUCUUCGAAGGCGACUCCAACGAGGCGCUGUGCGAAGCCUGACCGCCUUUGCCGUCACGAAGCGUCGCCACGGCGAGGUUUCAGCAGCGAUCGCAGAGCGGCAGCGGAGGUUCCUCCAGGCAGCCGCCCUGCGUGCAUGGAGGGACCGGCACCGCGCCGGUCGCGAGGCCACGUCGAAGCUUCGAGGCUUGCACGAUGGCCUUCGCAGCGACUUCAUUUCUUUGUUGCUUGCUUCCUGGAAGCUGUCAGCGCGGCAGCUUAGAGAGGCACGGGCGGCAAUCGAAAUCCUUGCGCGUGGAAUCGGCAAGAUGCGACAAGCAGGAGCCCUGUCUCGGCUCCGGGGCUUCCACUUCCAGCGUCUCAAAGAGGAGCGGCUUUCGGUGGCCGAGGAGGCCGUGCAAGCAGUUCGGCGGAGAAGGCUCUGGUAUUACAGCCUGGGCCGCUGGAUCCAUCUGUUCGAUGCUGUCCGGUAUCGCCGACAUCAGCAAACGACGGGGCUGAUUGGUCGAAGCUGGAGGGCUUGGCUCCAGGUCGUGCAGGAAGCGCUGGAACUGGCCACACUGCGUGUUGCCCGAGGCAUGACACGCCGCCUGAGCUUGCUUUUACGAGCUGGCUUCGGAUGCUGGUGUGCAGCCGUUCAGAGAGGCCGCGAGUUCCGGACUUUGGUUCCAGUCCUUCUCGAGUCUGUCGCGGAUGUUUUUGAAGCGCAUGCGCUGCGCAGCGAGUGGUCGGCUUGGCAGCAAUGGUGGUGCCACGUCGGGGAGUGCAGAGCCGCAGACACCGAAGAGUUGCUGCUGCUAUGCCUCCGCGCCUGGCGGCAAAGCUCCGUGGAGCAGCGCCACAAGCGUGGGGUGCAUCUGCUCUGCGAGCGCUACCGUCAUACACGCACCAAGCGGAAAGUCCUGCAUUUGUGGCAACGUCGCUUGAGGCAGCUCUCCCUGGUCAUACAGUCCGUCCAUCUUUGGACUGCAUCUCGUGCCACACUCUGGGCGCAGACCGUGGCAAUGGCUUGGCACGGCUGCGUGGUGCGGCGCCGACGGAGCCAGGUCUCGGCAAUCCGGCUGUUGUGGCAGAGGAGGGCGCGUUUGCUGUCUUCUUGGCGGCUGCUCCUUCUGCGGCGCCUAGCCGGGCAGGGCGUGGCGGAGGCUGUGCUUCUCUCCCGGGCGCUGCGUUGGAUCCGGGCCUGGCGGCUCUGGGCCUUCUCGCAUGCGCGGAAGAGGGAAGCGGAUGAAGUGAAAGCGACAUUCGUCCGUCAGUCGCGGCAACGGUGGUGGGUGGAGCGUUGGUGUUCGGUCUGCCGUUUGAACCGCCUAGUGGAUGUGGCAGAGAAGUGGGAUGGUCAAGUCCUUUGUCGGCAGCUGGUCCGCAGAGCCUUCAGGGGCUGGUCGGCGCUGAUGGGGCUGUACGCCUGCGCGGAGAAGGCUUCGACAAGGGUGGGCGAACUUCGCAUGUCUCGCAUGCUGCGUCUUUGGUCCUUCCUCCUGCGAGUUGGAGAAAAGCGGCCUCAUCAAAUCAUGCGCAGCCAGCUGGGCAGCUGCACGGAGCCGCAACACAGAAGUUCGGCAGGGUCUGUACAGGCUUGGCCGUUGGACGAUGAAGCCAGUUUUCCAGCAGUGGCUGUUGUACCUCAGAGACCGCAGGCGACGUCAGGGCCUUGUGGGCAGCGGCAGGAACCACAUGGAGGCCAGCGCCAAGAGCCGAGAGCAGCGCAGCGCCCUGAAGUGGUGGAAUCACGUGGCCUCCGAGGAGGCGCCGAUGCCAGGUGGGGCUCGGUCGCCGUGGCCGUGCUCUUGCUGGUUCGAGGUCGCAGUCGGAAGCAACACGGGGCACGGCUUUGUGCCCAGAGAUCGAAGCUGGAGGACACUUUGACGCGGGACAGGGUCUGCGAAGUGGUGGAUGAGUAUGGGGCGGCUUGGGAGAACCAAGAUCCUGCCAGGAUCUCUGCUCUUUUUGCGCGCGAUGCCGUCUACGUGGAGCGAAGCUUUGACAAGCGGAGCACAUACCGUGGGCGUCAGGCAGUCGUGAAAUGGCUGGCCGAGUUUGACAACGUUCGCUAUCGAGUGAAAGACAAGCAGAAGCGAUGCCACUUCGUUCAAGUGGCGAUUUUGGAGUUCUCUGCCGACCUGAAGGAGCUCCUGUACUUGGAGGAGUACAUGCAGAGUGUGGCCGGAGCAGGGUUCCGGUGGCCAGGCUUGGCUACCCCGGAACCUCAAAUGCGGGCAAUCCUGCGGAUGGAGCCGGAAUCCUUCGGAACUCCACCAUCGCCAUCACAAUGCCAGCACUGUGGUGUGGCUUUUCCGUCCAGAAAUGCGCUUUUCCGGCACAUCCGCGAGGGGUCUUGCUAUGAAAAGAAACCGCCUGCGCCACCUUCCAUCCUUUCAAGGGAGUCGCGAAGGCACGUUGCGUUGACGGUGUCUUAUCAUCACUGGGAGGACCACCUAUGGAAGGAGCUGGUCCGUGCGGCCUGGACAGCAUUUCCGCCCAGCCAAUCGGAAAAGAAGAAGCAGCACCCGUCACCUCGACUUUCCGCUGCCGUGCCCUCCAACCGGAUCGCCAAUGCAGUGGUGAACGUUUUGGGCCUGCGCCUUCCGAAAUGUGCCGAGGGGAUUCCGGAUGCAGAGGUGGGCAAACGCAUUCAGGAGGAGCUCACUGACGCCCCUAACUUCCGGAUCCUUGCAUGCACCGGCGUCGACUCUGGUUUCCAUGCUUCGUGCUUCUGCGAAGUCCAACGGUAUGAAGUCAUGGUUCCUUGGUCAGUCCUGGAACCAGAUGAUUUCCGCCCAAGCAUUCUGCACGGGUGCGAAGAGUCAGCCGUGCAGUUCGACCGUGAGCUUGCAAAGCGUGUGAAGCGUGGGAUCCAACAUUUCCGGCCGGGGCCGCGCUGUUGGCGCAACUUCUGCGACGCGCGGAGCGUGGGCAGAGGGGACCCGCCCGAGUUUGGCUUGAACCGCUUCAGAGCUACGGUGGGCCCGGAUGGGUGGUUCAUCCUCUCCUUGGGAGUGCAGAGUGCCUUGCCUGGCAUGGUGGAGCGGAUCGUCGGAGGCCUUGUCCUGUGGACUCGUGGCUUUGCACCCGACGACUUUCUGAAGCGGGCUUUUUCCGGCGAUCCUGUCCCGGUGCCGAAAAUCCCCAGCUUCUGUGUCUAUUUGCGGGCUCCGCACAUGUAUCGAUAUGAACACAAGUACAGCAUCAGCCUCACCGAAUGUGAUUUGAUCUUCAGCUGCAGUUUUGAGCUGAAGCAUCGGGUGCAGGACAGACGAGUGUCUGCAAGCUAUGCGACAAAGAAUUGUUUCAGAGGAGCAGGCAGCUGGGAAGAGCAAGACCAUGGGCUUCACCGCAAGUAUUUCAACAGGUCCAAGGAGGGCAAGCACAAGACAGCCGACUCGAACGGCCGUGAACGCGGGCCUGGAGGAGCAACAGUUGCACUAGUCACUACUCCAAUCCGUGCUGCUGGAAAAGGAGAUAUAGGAGUACGCCGCGAGCAGCGAAAAGAUGCUGCAAACGCGCCGAGUGCAGAGCGCGACAACGAGAGGCAUGAGCAAGUGCUCCGAGUUCGACGCCGUGAGUUUCUCCACCACUGGCGGGAGGCACUGCUUUUCAAGCGUGCACGGAUGUGGCAGCUGCAGCGGCCCCGCCUGGUCAUGGACAUUACUGGGCAGACCAUUCUCGCGGCCUCCUUCCUCGUUCUCGCGCAGCGUGCUCGCCAAAGGCGAGCUGCUCGCAAGGCGCAGGAGAAGGUGCGCAGCAUGUGUGAUCGAUCUUCGCUCAUGCGAAGCUUUGACGAGUGGGCGAAGGUGUACGAGCACGAGUCUUCCAGCUUCUUUGCUUCUCGUCUUCUUGAUCGGUGGAAGCUCUCAAGGAUUAUGGAGCGCUGGAAGCAGCACACGGUCUUCAGAGCCGGAUUCGCGUCCCAUGUCAACCAGAAGACCGACAGUGCCAAGCUCCAACGACUUGCCAGCUGCAUGGCGGCCUGGAAAGAAAGGCUGCAGCUUCGGCAGCUGGUCGCCGGCAUGUGGCUUGGGCGCCGCCGGGCCUGGAACGCGGCUUUGUUCCUCGCUUGGAAGAGCCAGGCAAACAAGGUUGCAGAGCAGCGUCGACAGCUGCGGCGGCUGUACCGUGCCACCAAGUUUCGAAAGGGCAGUCGGGGCGCGAAGCAGCAGCGGACCAAAGUUGACGCACGGAUGGUUGGCCAGUUCUUUCGGGCCUAUGCCGCCUGGGUGGCACAGGCGCGCGUGCUGCAGGCUCGGGCAUCGGCACUGGGAAAGGAGGUCGCGGCCCAGCGUCGGCGGCGGCGUCUCGGUGCUUGGGCCGCCCAUGGUCGCUUGGCAAAGGGGGAGGCUGUUAGUGAAGAGGAGUCAUUCAUCACGCAGAACAUGAGCCUCAGCAGCUACUUGGGUCUUCCAGCGUAUACAUUCCGACGGAUUUUGCUUUUGGUAUCGUGCCUCCUCGGCGUCAUUCAGUAUGGCUUGGUCUUGACCAACGGAGUUUCAGUGAGUGACUUCAAUGACUACUACGGGUUGACAGAGGUGCAGGGAAAGUUCCUCUACUCCUGCCUCAACUUUGGUGCAUGCGCUCUAUCCUUCAUACCAGGAUGUGUGCCAACGAUGAUGCUGGGAACUCUUAUAGCUGAUUUUGGGAUCAUCCUACAACUUGUUUGGACGCCUGACUUCCCGUCCUUUGUCAGUACAAUGGGUGGCUUGUCCUUUUGCUACAUAUGCUUUGGAUUUGCAGCCACCUUCUUCAAUGUGAUUGGCUCAUUUGCACCGCUCUCAGUCUUCCCGGUACAAUACGUUGGGCAGGUAUCGGCUUGCGUCCAAGUGUGCAUGUCCCUUGGCAUGACCAUCCAGACACAAGCUUACUACGCUCUGAAAAAGAGCGGUGGCGAUCCCAUUAUGCGGUAUUUGAUCUACGCCAUCAUCACCUUCAACGUUGUAGGCGUGCUCAUGUGCGUCGUGUUCUGGCUCUGCCGGAAUCUUAUGGAGCAGUCGGCGGCAGAGGAGGAGGCCGAGGACGAUCGUAGGAGCCUUUGGAGCUCUCUAAAGAGCUCGGAGUUUUCCUACAUGAUGGUCCUUUUCUGUGUGGCGAUUGGCUUCAGUUUCAGCUUCCUCGACUGUGAAGGAAGCUUGGCUUCCGAGGUGAAUGUGAGCAGCAAAGAGCUCGCUAGCGUUUUUGGCAUAGUGAAUGCCUUCGGACGCCUGGCCGUCUGCAUUCCGUUGGAUUGGACGCGGAAGCACCGAUGGGGCGGCGUGUAUUCCUACAUCCUUGCAUCCCUCAUCGUGUACACCUUGGGCAUGCUCUUGCUGGCCAUUCCCUCCUCUCCUGACGCAGCCACCGUGCGCAUCGCAAACUCACUGGCUUCCUUCGGUUAUGGUGGGCUCCUGGGUAUCGUGCCGCCGGCCUUGAGGCUAACAUUUGGAACGACUCACCUCGGUGUGAUUUAUGGGAUCCUUUACGUGGCAGUCGCCAUCUUCGAGCCGAUCUGGAGUUUUCUCUUCAAGAAGCCCGAAGCUUGUGAGGGUGUGGAGUGCUACCGUCUCUACACGAGGAGAGGCCAAGCUCGCUAA